Messenger RNA from Zea mays, 735 nucleotides. RefSeq names its product gamma-thionins family protein. The transcript is spliced from 2 exons. The record is from RefSeq and is marked provisional. Lineage: Eukaryota; Viridiplantae; Streptophyta; Magnoliopsida; Poales; Poaceae. Bases 35 to 424 code for a protein of 129 amino acids. Gene Ontology annotation, biological process: defense response.
AUCAACAAAGUUCAGUUGAGUUCAAUGCUCAGCCAUGAAGAGAAAUGAGAUCGCAGCAGCAGCCAUGGUUUUGCUCUUGUUGACGUUGGGCGCUGAGGCCCAGAUCUGUUACUCGCGGAGCAAGACCUUCAAGGGGUGGUGCUACCACAGCACCAACUGCAUCUCCGUUUGCAUCACCGAGGGGGAGAUUAGCGGGUUCUGCCAGCAUGGAAUUUGCAUGUGCACCUAUGAGUGUCUCACGGGUAACGAAGCUAGCCUGCCUGGUGGUGGUGGUGGUGGUGAAGACCCACAGUUAUUACACGUCGCCACGCCAAACGGUGAUGGGGCUAGACCACUGUCACUUGAGGAUGACAAGAAAGAGACAUCGACAGAGACGGCUAUGAGGGGCGCCAAGAGCCAUAGUCCGCGCUACAUGAGGAGGUAGCUGACAGUAGAGCGGCUGGUUUCGUGGGAUGGUGCUACUCUCUUCUACAUGCUAAUUGAGUUGAUGAAUAAUAAAUUGGUUGUGUUUACUUAAUUAUAGGGCGGCUGAGCAAUGUUUGUGUUUGUUCUUAUCCAAAUCACUAUCCGAUGAAACGACAUAUGCGAAUGCCCACGACUUUGGUUGGCUCUCAAUCUCAGUUUUCAUUCUUGCUGAAGUUUUGAGUCUGUUUGCUCUUGUGUUCUUCCCUCUCCUCUCUUUGUAAUCUUAUGAAGAACCAUCGAGUUCUUGUGUGAGGAUUUGGUUUGAGGAUU